GCAUCCAGCGCGUCCUACCUCUCGCUCUGUGUUGCACUUCUCGAUCUACUCUCUGUCCCAUCCCCUCCGCUUUUGUAGAAAUGAAGUUCUUCGUUGCAGCAGCUGCUGGAGUGGUUCUGGGAGCCAGCGCUCCCGCGCUAGGAUUUGUGCAUGGCGGCGGCUCGAUGGUCGGCUCUGCGCAGUCGAGGUUUGCGGCUACCUCGGUGAGGGGGGGGCACAGCGCGCCGCGCGCGGCAGCGGCAGGGCAGCGGUCGUCGCGCCAAACGCUUGCGAUGGCCAACCCCAAGGUGUUCUUCGACAUCGACGCGGGGGGCAAAGACAUGGGGCGGAUCACUCUCGAGCUUCGAGCGGACGUCGUGCCCAAGACAGCAGAGAACUUCCGGCAGCUGUGCACCGGGGAGGGCCCCGUGAAGGGGUUCAAGGGGUCGAAGUUCCACCGCAUCAUCCCGCAGUUCAUGUGCCAGGGCGGCGACUUCACGGCUGGAGACGGCACCGGUGGCGAGUCGAUCUACGGCCGCACGUUCCCGGACGAGAACUUCGAGUUGUCGCACACCGGCCCGGGUAUCCUCUCGAUGGCGAACGCGGGCCCGAACACGAACGGGAGCCAGUUCUUCUUGUGCACCGUCGACUGCCCCUGGCUGGACGGGAAGCACGUCGUGUUUGGCAGCGUCGUGGACGGCAUGGACGUGGUGAAGAAGCUGGAGGCGCUCGGAUCGCCCUCCGGCAAGACCAAGACGGCUGUGACGAUCAAGGACUGCGGGGAGCUCUAAUAGCCUGGGAAAUCACUUUGUUGGCCUUGCUUGACGGGGGUGGAGGGGGUUGAGAGCGUCGCUAUUGUGGCUGUCUUGGCCGAUGAGGCAACAGCGGUACCGGUAACUGCUGCGUGUAGGCAAAGAACGCCAACUUCCAAACUCUUGUUCAUUGUUGUUGGAUAUCCUUUUUGUAUGUUGGCUUUUUUUCUAUUUACAGAGGAGCUGUACUCGGGUAGAGAACCAUCAGCAACAUUGUUGGUGGCCCCCAAGUCCGGCGGUGUUGCCAUAUGGCCGUACGAUUUGAUUGGUUGGUUGGACACCCGCCCGCCCUUUCUGCGGUUUGGUUGAUGGUCGUUUGUUGUUUCCCAAGAGCGUUUUCGUGCUCGCAAGACGGUUCGAUGAUGAACGCUGUGGGUACAUGUGGACGGCAUUUUUUUUUUUUUUCGGAAAAGGGGGGAUUUUUUUCGAGUAAAACAGGAUGUAGACGGGACAAGUGAGCGGAACAGAAUAAAUAGAUGAGAGAUAGAGGAUCGGAAAAAGAGUUGACCCGCUAUCCUCUAGCGCGUGGCGUAUAACCGCACGACGACCACCCAUGGUCGUCAUGAGUAGUGUGAGGGCGAGAGCAACCGCGCCAUCGGUCCUCUACCUUGGGACACGGUUUAUCCCCCCCCCCGCGCUGGAAAUCAAUAAAGUCUCGGGUGACUAUCGACGCCGUCUUCUGCUUCUUGUCCGCA
Molecule: messenger RNA, 1486 nt
Organism: Ectocarpus sp. CCAP 1310/34
Lineage: Eukaryota; Phaeophyceae; Ectocarpales; Ectocarpaceae
Source: the annotation of a GenBank genome assembly